Bursaphelenchus xylophilus (pine wood nematode) is the source of this 1399-nucleotide messenger RNA. NCBI's taxonomy places the organism in Eukaryota, Metazoa, Nematoda, Chromadorea, Rhabditida, Aphelenchoididae. The record is from the annotation of a GenBank genome assembly.
AUGUCAAAAGAAGCUGAAGCCUUGAGGUUAGAAGGUAAUGAGCACUUCAAGCACAAGAGAUUCAACAAUGCCGUCAAAUCCUACUCGAAAGCCCUGGAAUUUGAAGUUACACCUGUGAUUUUGGGGAAUCGAGCUCAAGCUUAUCUCAAGAUGGAAAGGUAUAUUUUCUAAAUUUUUUUCUUGAUUUUAGGGCACUUUAGGAUAAAUAUUAUCUUGCUCAUGAUUUUAUUAAGAAAUUCAAAAUAUUAUGUUUGUCUACAAUAUUGGACAAUGCGCUUUUAUGCCAUGAGGUUGCGAAAAAUUGUAUUAUUAGAUGAUACUGUUCUUAUUAAUCUUGAAAAUUUUUUAAAAAAAUAUUAUGAUGUUCAUUUGAUGUUAUUAUUCUUUCAGCUACGAGAAGGCGUUGGCUGAUACUACAGAAGCCCUAAAAUUAGACCCAAAGCACGAGAAGUCUUUAUAUCGGCGGGCCCUUGCUGCUGAGAAGCUCAAGCUCUUUGGUAGGGCUCGUGCCGAUGUUGAUCGUCUUCUCGACAUAGAUCCAAUGAACAGGGAUGUGGUAAUGUUGCUGGAGAGACUUGGAAAACAAGUAAGUUUUUGCUAUUAUUAUUUUUACGUUUAGAUGGACGAACCGGAGCUCAAAAUUACUACCUUUUCCAAAUCCGAAGCCCUUCAGUCGAAAACCGCGCUAAAGGAAAUUCAGAUCAAACCGAUCAAUGAUAAGGUGCCUGAUUUGGAUAAAAUAAAUCUCAAUCAAGCUAGGAUAUCAGUGGAUGAAGAAAUGGACGACCAAAAGCCAAUUCCUGAUUCAGAUCUGCCUCUUGAAGAAGAACAAGGAUCUCAAAUGGAGUAUGACGAUCUUCCACCACCUCCACAGACCUCUUCAGAAUUUUACACGGCCUUUGUUGAUCUACGACAUGACCCAAAGUUGUUUGCCAAGUAUUUCCUUGUAAGUGGCAUAAUUUUUGAAGGUUUUUUGAUUUUAGGUAUCAAAGAUAAUAUCAAUUUGUUCCAGACGAUUGAUCCUUUCUAUUUUGAACCCGUUUUUGGUGGUGUCCUUGAUUUUGAAACCUUGGUAUGUCUGUUCAAAGGGCUAAAUUCUUGUGAUUUGAUUGGAGAAUCGGUCCUUCAGAUGUUGUUGUCGUUGUCCAAGGUGUCAAGAUUCGAUUUAUGCAUUCUGAUGGCUGCGGACGAUAUAAAGCCAGGUAUGAAAUUUAAUUAUUUUUUUUUGAGUUUUAGAACAAAUAACGAGGGACUGAAAGAACUUUUGAGGUCAAAUUGGUCGAGUUUAGGUAGUGUAAUGUAAAUUUUGUUUGCAGAUCUCGAAAAUUACCUUCGUCGAUACCCAACAAAUCUCGGGGAUCUCGUUCAAGAAGUGAAGAAGGCCUACAUGUGUUGUUAA